ACUUGGUGACUUUGGACAUCAAAGUUAUUGCAAAUGGCUCCUGCGCGUCCGUAACCUAAAUAAAAAGAUAUUUAUUAUUUUUUAAUUGAAACGUUAAAAGAGCUUUCAUUCGAGUAAUGGGUUCGAAGAAACAUAAAAAAGAAUCGAAAAAGAGGAAGCACAGAAGUAGAUCCAGGUCUCCUUUGGAUGGUGAAGAGCGUGAACGAAAGAGGCACAGGAAACACAAGGAUCGCAAGAAAGAUCGCUCUCCGGAUGUGGAGGAGGUGCCGGUGGACUCGCACCUGGAGCGCGAGGCGGAACCCUCGCCCGCGCCCAGCAGCAGCUCCAGCGCUAGGAGACAUGAAGGAAGAGACAAAAGCCAGGAGUCGGAACGUGACUCGUCACCCACGCCCGCCUCGGGGUCGGCUCAGGAGAGUCUCUCCAUAGAAGAGACCAACAAACUGCGAGCCAAGCUGGGGCUGAAACCACUUGAAGUGCCAGAGAAACCUGCCGACGACGGUAAGUUCAAGGAUGACCUGGGAGAGUUCUACCACGUGCCCGCCUCCAACAUCGCCGCGCAGAAGAAAGCGGACAAGUUGAGAGAGAAGCUCGCCGAGAGGAGGGACAAGAGGGACAUCGACAACAAGUUACAGACCUCCCUGCUGGCCGAGGGUUCCGAUGAUGAAGACGCCUCCGCCUGGGUCAGGAAGACGCGGGACAUGGAGAAACAGAAGCAGGAAGCCGCCAAGAGAGCGGCUCUGCUGGACGAGAUGGACGAGGUGUUCGGUGUGGGCGCGCUCGUGGCGGACGACCAGCACCGAGACCGACAGGAGGCCUACCACCAGGAACAUCUCAAGGGGCUGCGGGUGGCGCACACUCUGGACGCGUUGCCCGAGGAGCGCGAGACGGUGUUGACGCUGGCGGACAAGGAGGUGCUAGCGGACGACGACGAGGAUGUACUCGUCAAUGUGAACAUCGUGGACGACGAGAAAUAUAAAAAGAACAUCGAGGAGCGCAAGAAGGCCCGCACGGGCUACCAGGCCUACGACGAGGAGGCCGACAUACAGGCCGCCCUGGGGUACAGCAGACCCGUGCUGGCCAAGUACGACGACGAGAUAGAACCCAGCAAGGGAGACAAGACCAGGGGCUUCUUCAUAGGAGACGAGGACGCGCUCAUGGAGCAGAAACUGAAGGACAUGAUGCGUGCGGAACUGAUAGCGGGCGGUCCGGAUAAAGUGCUGGAAUCGCUCCAGAGCACCGGCCUUAGACCCGCCAGCGACUACCUGCAGCCCGACGAGCUCCAGGCGAGGUUCAAGAAAGUUAAGAAGAAGGGCAAAAUACGUAAGAAGGCCAAGCAGGAGCCCAUAGACGUGGAGGAGCACGAGGCGGGCUCCGUGCCUCUGGACACCGAUGACACGGAGAUCAGCCAGGAGGUGACUGCGCCUGUUCUGGACGAAGACGAAGUGGAGGUGGACACGGAGUUACAGGCGGCGCUCCAUCGCGCCAGGAGACUGAGGCAGGGAGGGGACCAACACAGGACUCCUAAGCUGGAGGAGAUCCUCCAACAAAUUAAAGAAGAGAAAACGGAAGAGAGUCAAGAAGCCGGGGGCAGCAUGGUGCUGGAUGCCACCGCCGAGUUCUGUCGCACGCUCGGGGACAUACCGACAUACGGCCUGGCGGGGAACAGGGAACAUACCGCCGAGAUCAUGGACUUCGAUCGCGAGGAAGCCGAGCCGGAGCCGGAGAGCGGAGCCAGCGGCGGCGCCUGGAGCAGGGUCGACGUGCGCACAGACCGGCCUGCCGACCUCGAGCAUGAAGGAGCGUCGGGCGCCGGGCUGGAGGCAGAGCCCGCACUGGGGGCCGGCGUGGCGGGUGCGCUGCGACUGGCGCUCAGCAAGGGCUAUCUGGAGAGAGACGGCGCACUGCCCGCUCCUAGACCGACACGCUCCUCACUGGCCGCGCUCGCCGCGCUGCACUACUCCAUCGAGGACAAGACUUACGGCGAGGACGACAAGUACGGUCGGCGCGAGAGAGGAGGUCACUCGGGACCUCUGAGCGAGUUCAGGGAGAAGAGUGACUUCAGACCCGACAUCAAGCUGGAGUACGUCGACGACGACGGGCGACCGCUCUGUCCCAAGGAGGCCUUCCGCUACCUCUCCCACAAGUUCCACGGCAAGGGACCCGGCAAGAACAAGCAGGAGAAGAGAAUCAAAAAGGCCGUGCAGGAGGGACUGAUGAAGAAGAUGAGUUCCACGGACACGCCUCUCAACACGUUACAGAUGCUGCAGCAGAAACAACGAGAGACACAGUCGCCCUUCGUGGUGCUCAGCGGCGCCAAGAGAGACGCGCCCAACUGAGCGCGCCCGGCCACGGCCCUCAGACACUUAGCAGUCGAUGUCCCGGUGCGCACAACGAUCGUCUCAUUAAGAUAGGAACCGUGAACAUGCUGUACCAAACCGAGUCAGCGGCUUGUGACGUCAUAAAGCACCUAUAUUUUAAUAAAUUAAUAGGACAGAA
Molecule: messenger RNA, 2496 nt
Organism: Danaus plexippus (monarch butterfly)
Lineage: Eukaryota; Metazoa; Arthropoda; Insecta; Lepidoptera; Nymphalidae
Product: U4/U6.U5 tri-snRNP-associated protein 1
Exons: 16
Coding region: 117-2336 (739 amino acids)
Biological process (GO): maturation of 5S rRNA; mRNA cis splicing, via spliceosome
Cellular component (GO): U4/U6 x U5 tri-snRNP complex
Source: RefSeq, a predicted model, not a curated record